AAAGAGGUACACCGAUUCUCUUUUCAACAGACCCAUCUGUGUUAGUAUCAUCCCUUCAUCUCUCACAAAACAUGUCUCCUACCGCCCAAAAUACCGCUGCCCACACAUCCAAGAACUACGAGUUUGGUGCUGCUGGCUCCCAUAACCUUGCCAAAGGUUUGGAACAUCCAGACAAGAUUCCUGAAUUCACUGAUCUUCUUGCCAAACGUAAGUGGAUGCUUCAACAUAUGGCUGGUGCCUUCAGAGUUUUCGGAAGAAAGAACUACACUGAAGGUUCUGCUGGACACAUUUCCAUCAAGGAUCCAGUUGUACCAGGCACCUUUUGGAUCAACCCUUUGAACAAGCACUUCUCAUUGAUGAAGGCCAGUGACAUGGUUCAUGUUGAUAUGGACUGUAACGUCUUGCCUACCGGUAACCAGGCUGCUGUGAACGCUGCUGGAUUUUCCAUCCAUGCUGCCAUCCACAAGGCCAAGCCAGGUAUCGCUGCUGCUUGUCACACCCACUCCAUCUAUGGUAAGGCUUACCUGAGUUUUGGUAAGGAAUUGGACAUGAUCAACCAAGAUGCUUGUUUACUUUACAACAGACACGUUGUCUUUUCUAACUUUGGAGGUAUUGCCUUGGAUGCUAAGGAAGGUGAAGAAAUUGCUGAAGCCCUUGGUGAAAACGGGGUUGCUGCCAUUCUUCAAAACCAUGGUUUGUUGACCGUUGGUCAAACCGUUGAUGAAGCUGCUUAUUUGUUCACCUUGAUGGAAAACACUUGUCAUGCCCAAUUGUUGGCUGAUGCUGCCACUGCCUCCGGUAAGAAGAAGCAAAUCAUCCACGACGACGUUGCUGCUUACACUUUGCACAUGUCUGGUGACCCAGAAACCAUCUACGGGGAAUUCCAACCAGAUUUAAGUUACGAAACUGCCAUGAACCCAGACUACCUCAACUAAUCUAAUGUAUAUCCUAUUUAAAAAAUGAAUGAAAUC
Molecule: messenger RNA, 971 nt
Organism: [Candida] anglica
Lineage: Eukaryota; Fungi; Ascomycota; Pichiomycetes; Serinales; Debaryomycetaceae
Source: the annotation of a GenBank genome assembly